AAAUUAAAGCGUUUUAUUCAUCAUAUAGGAGUAUUGAUAAUAUCGUGUUGGUGUCACAAACAUGGCUAGAGUCAGUAAAGAUGUUACUGAUAUUGAGGAUAUCCUAGCGCUGAAUCCUCGAGUGCAGGAAUUCGCCAAUUUCGUCCCAUCGAGCUCCACCAAAACCAACAAAGCCCACUGGAAGAGAAACGCCAGCAAAAAUUGCCAAAGCUGCGAUUCGCUAGAAAACAAUUUCUCCGACGUGAAACCGACCACCCUGAGCGAAAGAGGCGCGCUCAAAGAAGCCGCCCGUUGCCUGAAAUGCGCCGACGCCCCUUGCCAAAAAUCCUGCCCCACGCAGCUGGACAUCAAAUCCUUCAUCACCAGCAUCGCCAACAAGAAUUAUUAUGGAGCGGCCAAAGCCAUCUUCUCCGACAAUCCUCUGGGGAUCACCUGCGGGAUGGUGUGCCCCACCAGCGACCUCUGCGUCGGCGGGUGCAACCUCCAAGCCACCGAAGAAGGGCCCAUUAACAUAGGAGGAUUGCAACAAUUCGCCACGGAGAUUUUCAGUCAAAUGGGGGUGAGGCAAACGAGAGAUCCCAGAACCCCGACACCCAAGAACCCCAACGCGAAAAUCGCGUUAAUAGGCGCUGGCCCCGCCUCGCUAUCUUGCGCUACUUUCCUAGGUCGAUUGGGUUACGAUAAUGUGACUAUAUACGAAAAAAAUACUGUCUUAGGAGGCUUGAGCGCCACGGAAAUCCCCCAAUACCGCCUACCGAUCAACGUGGUCAACUUCGAAAUCAAACUCGUCGAGGACCUCGGCGUGAAGAUAGCAACGGGCCGGUCGCUCUCCGCCAAAGACCUCACCGUCGAGCGGCUGCUCGAAGACUCCGGCGCCGUCUUCCUGGGCUUCGGGCUGCCCCAGCCCAAGAUCAACGCGACCUUCGACGGCCUGACCGCCGCCAACGGGUUCUACACCUCCAAGUCCUUCCUGCCGCAGGUCAGCGGCGCCAGCAAGGCGGCCGGCGGGUGCGCCUGCAAGGGCUCCGCGCCGCUGCCGAGGCUCCACGGGAACGUCGUAGUACUGGGAGCCGGCGACACGGCCUUCGAUUGCGCCACGUCGGCGCUCCGCUGCGGCGCCAGGAAGGUCUUCGUGGUGUUCCGAAGGGGCUUCACCAACAUCAGAGCCGUGCCCGAGGAGGUAUCCGUCGCGGUGGAGGAGAAAUGCGAAUUGGUGGGAUUCAUGUCGCCCCGUUCGGUUAACGUUAAAGGCGGUAAAAUAACAUCGGUGACUUUCUGUAGAACCGAACAAACUGAGGACGGUAAAUGGGUGGAGGAUCCCACGCAGUUAAACACCAUCAAAGCCAGUUUCUUGAUAUCGGCGUUCGGAUCCGGAUUGGAAGACCCAGACACCAUCGAAGCGUUGAAGCCUCUGAAGCUAACCAAGAGCAACCUGCCUCUGAUCGACGUCAAGACGAUGAGAACGUCGCACCCGCGGGUGUGGUGCGGCGGGGACGCCGCCGGCGUCGCCGAGACCACCGUGGAGGCCGUCAACGACGGCAAAAUAGCCGCCUGGUACAUCCACGCGGCGCUGGAAGGCCUGCCGGACGGGGCGCCGCCGAGGCUGCCGCUCUUCCACACGGACAUCGACGAGGUGGAUCUGUCGGUGGAGAUUUGCGGCGUGAGGUUCGAGAACCCCUUCGGGCUGGCGUCGGCGCCGCCCGUCACCAGCGCCCCCAUGAUCCGCAGGGCCUUCGAGCAAGGCUGGGGGUUCGUGGUCACCAAAACCUUCGCUUUGGAUAAGAACAUCGUCACGAACAUCUCGCCUCGGAUAGUCAGAGGUAAUACAUCGGGGCACCACUACGGGCCGCAGUUGGGCUCGUUUUUGAACAUCGAGGUCAUAUCCGAGAAGUACCUGGAGUACUGGAUACGAGGCAUCGAGGAGCUCAAGCGAGAUUUCCCUCGCAAAGUGAUCAUAGCCAGCGUGAUGUGCGAGUACAUCCAACAGGACUGGGUGGAAAUCGCCACCAGAGUGGAAUCGGCGGGCGCCGAUAUGCUGGAAUUGAACUUGAGCUGUCCCCAUGGAGUCGGCGAAUCCGGCAUGGGUUUAGCCUGCGGACAAAUUCCCGAGAUGGUGGAGAACAUCUCCAAGUGGGUGAGGAGCGCCGUGAAGAUUCCUUUCUUCAUCAAACUCACUCCAAACACGACGGAUAUCACGAAAUUGGCCGCAGCAGCGAAUAGAGGAGGUGCUUGGGGAGUGUCUGCGAUAAAUACAGUAUCUGGUUUGAUGCAAGUGAACCCAGAUGGUACUCCCUGGCCUGCGGUGGGAAUAACCAAAAGAACUACUUACGGAGGUGUUAGCGGCAACGCUACCAGACCUAUGGGAUUGAGAGCUGUAUCGGCUAUAGCUAGAGAUGUCCCAGGACUUGCUAUUUUAGGUGUCGGUGGGGUGGAGUCUGCAGACACAGCUUUGCAGUACAUUCAAUGCGGAGCUUCCGCCGUGCAAAUUUGCAGCGCGGUGCAAAAUCAAGACUUUACGCUCGUAGAAGAUUAUUGCACCGGUUUGAAAGCGUUGAUGUACUUGGAUGGUAAGCUCAACGGUUGGUUGGGGCAGAGCCCUCCUACCUACAAACACCAAAAAGGGAAGACGAUCGUGCCGAUCUACGACGAAACUGGAAAAAAACUGCCGCAUUUCGGAGAAUACCGAAACAAACGCGACGAAAUCCUGAGCGAGCUGUACAAGGAAUCCAAGCUGGAGGAAAAACGAACUCCACAUCACGCUGAUGCGAUUAAUAUUUCCAGCGAUAAUUCCCGAAUCCAGCACUCCAAGCCGCAAAUUAAGGAUUUCAUCGGCAGGGCUUUGCCGAAUAUCGGAGCUUACAAAAGCUUGAACAACAAGGAACAAGUCGUAGCUUUAAUAGACGACGACCUCUGCAUAAACUGCGGCAAAUGCUACAUGGCUUGCAAUGAUUCGGGAUACCAAGCUAUACAUUUCGAUCCAGAAACGCAUAUUCCAAAGGUCAACGACGAUUGCACGGGUUGCACCAUGUGCUUGUCCGUUUGCCCGGUCAUCGAUUGCAUUAGCAUGGUGCCGAAGACGAUACCUCAUGUCAUAAAAAGAGGUCGCAUCGGGGAACCCGUUAAGCUAAUUCACGCGUUAGAUCAGUUAGGUCAAUAAAUAAUGAUGCAAAGAAUGUAUUUAAAAUUGGAAAUAAAAUGACUAGCAUA
Messenger RNA from Phyllotreta striolata, 3207 nucleotides. Lineage: Eukaryota; Metazoa; Arthropoda; Insecta; Coleoptera; Chrysomelidae. The record is from the annotation of a GenBank genome assembly.